Capsaspora owczarzaki ATCC 30864 is the source of this 4623-nucleotide messenger RNA. Its product is annotated as glutamyl-prolyl-tRNA synthetase. The transcript is spliced from 4 exons. Gene Ontology annotation, molecular function: proline-tRNA ligase activity; glutamate-tRNA ligase activity; ATP binding. The coding region runs from base 43 to 4623 and encodes 1526 amino acids. Gene Ontology annotation, biological process: prolyl-tRNA aminoacylation; glutamyl-tRNA aminoacylation; translation. Gene Ontology annotation, cellular component: cytoplasm; aminoacyl-tRNA synthetase multienzyme complex. The record is from RefSeq and is a predicted model, not a curated record. Lineage: Eukaryota; Filasterea; Ministeriida; Capsasporidae.
UCUUCCACUUCCUCCUUUUUUUCCUUUCUUCACACACUACCAAUGUCCUACACAAUCAAAGGCGACAGUGCAGUUCUGCAGGUUGUCGCUGCGAUCGUCCGCGAGCACGGCGUCCAGGUCAAGAUCGAGGGCAAGGGCGUCCCCGCUGGCCAGCUCGAGCUCACCACCGCUCAGGGCGCCAAGGUCGGCCCGGCCACUGCAUACAACCUGGCACGAUUGCUGUCGCGUCUGGCGCCAGCAUCGGGCCUCUAUGGCGCGCAGGGCGAUGCGCUCGUCGCCACCGAGGUCGAUACCUGGGUCGACUUUGCCGCAUCCCACCUGCCCGAGUCCGGCGUCACGGAGGCUGGCCUUGCACGCUCGCUCGCAUCACUCGACACGCACUUGCGCCUGCGCACCUACCUUGUCGGCUCGGCGCUCUCGCUUGCCGACGUUGCCGUUGUCCUCGCACUCUCCGAGGUCAACAAGCAAUGGGCUGCCGCCUCCCGCGACGGCAAGUUUGUCGAGGUGACCCGCUGGGCGACCCACCUGGCCACCCUUGCGCCGUUUGGCAAGCGCGUGCACUACCCUGGAAAGAAGCACGAGCGGGAGCCUUCCUCCUCUGGCGCUGCCUCUGCCUCGUCGGGUGCGGCCCCUGCCUCCAAGAGCCUCGCCUACCAGCAUGCCAGCGACAACCAGGUGAUCAAGAACCAGUCGGCCAAGUUUGUCGUGCUGCCCGGUGCCGAGAUGGGCAAGGUCGUGACCCGCUUCCCCCCGGAAGCCAGCGGCUACCUCCACGUCGGCCACGCCAAGGCCGCGCUGCUCAACGAGUACUAUGCUCGCAUCUACGAGGGCACGCUCAUCAUGCGCUUUGACGACACCAACCCGGCCAAGGAGAACUCUGAGUUUGAGCAGGCCAUCCUCGAGGAUCUCGAGAGCCUCGGCAUCAAGCCCGACAAGUUCACACACACCUCGGACUGGUUUGACACCAUCCUGCAGUACGGCGAGCGCAUGCUCAAGGAGGGCAAGGCGUUUGUGGACGACACCCCCGUCGACAAGAUGCGCAGCGAGCGCGAGGCGCGCCAAAACUCGUACCGUCGCGACGCCUCCGUCGAGGACAACCUCAAGCUGUGGGCUGAGAUGAUCAAGGGCUCCCCCGUUGGUCUGACGUGCUGCAUGCGUGCCAAGAUUGACAUGCAGAGCAACAACGGCGCCCUGCGCGACCCCGUCAUGUUCCGCUGCAAGAACGAAAUCCACGUCCGCACCGGCGACAAGUACAAGUGCUACCCGACGUACGACAUGGCCUGCCCCAUCGUCGACUCGCUCGAGGGCGUCACACACGCACUCCGCACCACCGAGUACCACGACCGCGAUGCCCAGUUCUACUGGAUUAUCGACGCGCUGGGUCUCCGCAAGCCCAUGAUUUACGACUACUCGCGUGUCAACCUCUCAUACACUGUGCUUUCCAAGCGCAAGCUGCAAAAGCUCGUCGACAUGAAGCUUGUGGACGGCUGGAACGACCCGCGCUUCCCCACCGUUCGCGGCGUGCUGCGUCGCGGCAUGACGGUCGGCGCCCUUCGCGACUUUAUCAUCUCGAUUGGCUCGUCCAAGAACUCGAACCUCAUGGAGUGGGACAAGUUCUGGGGCUACAACAAGAAGCACAUUGACCCUGUUGCUCCGCGCUUCACUGCCAUCGAGCGCGACUCUGCCGUGCCCAUUCGCGUUCUGAACGGCCCCGCCACCCCCGAGGAGACGGACGUUCCGCUGCACCCCAAGGACGCCAGCAUUGGCACCAAGAAGGUUGUUCGCGCCAACGCGCUCAUCAUGGAGCGUGUUGAUGCCGACGCCAUCAAGGAGGGCGAGAUUAUUACGCUGAUGAACUGGGGCAACCACAUUGUCCGCAAGAUUUACCGCGAGCACGGCAAGCCCAUCGCCUCGGUCGACGUCGAGUACCUGCCCGAGGACAAGGACUUUAAGAAGACCCAAAAGUUCACUUGGAUUGCCAACGUCCCCGGCAAGUCGCUCGUGCCCGUCCUUUCGUCCGACUUUGACUACCUCAUCAUCAAGCCCAAGAUUGAGGAGGAGGACAACAUUGACGACAUUCUCACCCCCAAGACCCGCUUUGACACGCAAUUGCUCGCUGAGCCCGCUGCCGCCAACCUCAAGAAGGGCGAUAUUAUCCAGUUCAACCGCCGUGGCUACUACAUUGUCGACGCCAAGAACGACGAUGGCUCGUUCACCAUGUUCCUCAUUCCCGACGGCUCGGCCGAGAUGGUUGCCUCCAAGGCUGCCGCUGCUUCUGGCGCCAUCGCCUCCAACCCCGCCCUCAAGAAGGAGGCCGCUGCUCCCGCCACGCCCGCCGGCACCUCCUCGGAUGCUGCUGUCGCCAAGCUUGCCGACCAGAUUACCGCACAGGGCAACACUGUUCGCGACCUCAAGGCUGCCAAGGGUGACGCCACUGCCGCUGUUGCCGAGCUCCUCAAGCUCAAGGCCGAGUACAAGGCGCUGACUGGCAAGGACUUUGCCCCCGGUGCUCGCCCUGCUGCUGCCCCUGCUGAAGACAAGAAGAAGGCUCCUGCCGCCCCUGCUGAAGACAAGAAGAAGGCUGCCGCCCCUGCUGCUGCUGCCCCUGUCGCCGCUGCUGCUCCUGCCGCUGCUGCUGGCUCUGGUGAUGAGGCCGCUCUUGCUGCCAAGAUCACCGCCCAAGGCAACAUUGUGCGCGACCUCAAGGCUGCCAAGGGUGACGCCACUGCUGCCGUUGCCGAGCUCCUCAAGCUCAAGGCCGAGUACAAGACUUUGACUGGCAAGGACUUUGCCCCUGGUGCUCGCCCUGCCGCUGCCCCUGCUGAAGACAAGAAGAAGGCUGCCGCCCCUGCUGCUGCCCCUGUCGCUGCUGCCGCCGCUGCUCCUGCCGCCGCUGCUGCUGCUUCCACCUCCGCCGCUGCUGGUGCUCCCGUCUCUGAUGCCGAGGCCGCUCUCGCUGCCAAGAUCUCUGCUCAGGGCAACGUUGCCCCGACUCCCACCCCUGCCGCUGCUGCUGCUGCUGCUGCUCCCGCUGCCGCCAAGGCGGAGGCCAAGCCCGCCAAGGAGAAGGCCGCCGCUGCCUCGUCCGCUGCAUCAUCUGCCGCCGAGGACGAGAAGCGCAUUCUGAUUGGCGUUGAGGCCGACAAGGCAACCAACUUCCACGAAUGGUACACUCAGACCAUUGUUCGCGCUGAAAUGAUCGAGUACUACGACAUUUCUGGCUGCUACAUUCUUCGCCCGUGGGCUUGCUCCGUCUGGGACCACAUUCGCGACUUUUUCGACCGCGAGAUCAAGCUGCUCGGCGUCGAGAACGCCUACUUCCCCAUGUUUGUGUCCAAGAGCGCCCUCGAGAAGGAGGCAGACCACAUUGCUGACUUUGCCCCCGAAGUCGCCUGGGUCACCAAGAGCGGUCAGUCCGACUUGGCCGAGCCCAUCGCGCUUCGCCCCACCAGCGAGACCAUCAUGUACCCAUCGUUCGCCAAGUGGAUUCGCUCGCACCGCGAUCUCCCGCUCAAGAUCAACCAGUGGGCCAACGUUGUCCGCUGGGAGUUCAAGAACCCCACGCCGUUCCUGCGCACCCGCGAGUUCCUCUGGCAGGAGGGCCACACUGCGUACGAGACCAAGCCCGAGGCCGACAAGGAGGUUUUGCAGAUUCUCGAGCUCUACCGCCGCGUCUACGAGGAGUACCUCGCCGUCCCCGUCAUCAAGGGCAAGAAGUCCGAGAAGGAGAAGUUUGCCGGCGGUCUGUACACGACCACGGUCGAGGCCAUCAUCCCUUCCACCGGCCGUGGUGUUCAAGGCGCCACCAGCCACAACCUUGGCCAGAACUUUUCCAAGAUGUUUGACAUUCUGAUUGAGGACAACGACCGUCCCGGCCAAAAGAAGCACGUCUGGCAAAACUCGUGGGGUCUGACCACCCGCACGAUUGGCGUCAUGAUUAUGCUCCACGGUGACAACAAGGGUCUUGUUUUGCCCCCUCGCGUCGCCUCGCUUCAGGCCGUCAUCGUCCCCUGCGGCAUCACCGCCUCGCUCUCGGAGGCCGACCGCGCCGCCCUCAUGGCUUACGGCAAGCAAGUCGAGGACGCCCUCCGCGCUGGCGGCAUCCGCGUCAAGUUUGACGACCGUGACAACUACACUCCCGGCUACAAGUUCAACCACUGGGAGCUGCGCGGCGUUCCGCUGCGCAUCGAGGUUGGCCCCCGCGACAUGAAGAACAAGCAGAUUGUUGCCGUUCGCCGCGACACUGGCGAGAAGACUUCGCACUCGGUCGACAACAUUGCCACGACUGCCAAGACCCUCCUGACCACCAUCCAGGACUCGCUUCUUGCUCGCGCAACUGCCGUUCGUGAUGCUCACGUUCGCCGCAUCGAGAACUGGGAAGACUUUGUUCCCGCGCUCAACGCCAAGUGCGCCGUCCUUGCCCCCUGGUGCGACGAGACUCCUUGUGAGGAGGACAUUAAGAAGAGCUCUGCCAAGGUUGACACGGAUGACGGUUCUGGCGCUGCUAUGGGUGCCAAGAGCUUGUGCAAGCCCUUCGAGCAGCCCGAGCUCAAGGCUGGCCAGAAGUGCGUCAAGUGCGACAAGCCCGCCAAGGUUUUCUGCCUCUUUGGCCGAAGCUAUUAA